CUUUUACAAUAAAAAUUCCUUAAUUUUCCCUGGCAGUUACCCCUCGUACAUGCCCAUCCUGCAGAGAGCCAUCGAGCUCUGGUACCACGACCCCGCCUGCACCACCCCUGUCCUCAAACUCAUGGCUGAGCUGGUCCAUAACAGAUCCCAAAGGCUGCAGUUCGAUGUCUCCUCUCCCAACGGGAUCCUGCUCUUCCGGGAGACCAGCAAAAUGAUCACCACGUACGGGAACCGCAUCCUGACGCUGGGGGAGGUCCCGAAGGACCAGGUCUACGCCCUGAAGCUCAAGGGCAUCUCCAUCUGCUUCUCCAUGCUGAAGGCGGCGCUCAGCGGCAGUUACGUCAACUUUGGGGUUUUUCGGCUCUACGGGGACGACGCGCUGGACAACGCCCUGAGGACCUUCAUCAAACUGCUGCUGUCCAUCCCCCACAGCGACCUGCUGCAGCUGUCCCGCAGCACCAAGAAGAGAACGACCCCGCUGGCCCAGGAGAGCGACCGCUUCCUGCACAUCAUGCAGCAGCACCCCGAGAUGAUCCAGCAGAUGCUCUCGACGGUGCUGAACAUCAUCAUCUUCGAGGACUGCAGGAACCAGUGGUCCAUGUCCCGACCCCUGCUYGGCCUCAUCCUGCUCAAUGAGAAGUAUUUCUCAGACCUGAGGAACAGCAUUGUCAACAGCCAGCCCCCGGAGAAGCAGCAGGCCAUGCACCUCUGCUUCGAGAACCUGAUGGAGGGCAUCGAGCGCAACCUGCUCACCAAGAACAGGGACAG
This is a messenger RNA of Malurus melanocephalus (red-backed fairy wren), 768 nucleotides long. Its product is annotated as exportin-7-like. Gene Ontology annotation, biological process: protein export from nucleus. Gene Ontology annotation, molecular function: nuclear export signal receptor activity. The record is from RefSeq and is a predicted model, not a curated record. The annotation marks the transcript as partial. The transcript has 6 exons. Lineage: Eukaryota; Metazoa; Chordata; Aves; Passeriformes; Maluridae. Gene Ontology annotation, cellular component: nuclear pore; cytoplasm.